This is a messenger RNA of Cladocopium goreaui, 3150 nucleotides long. The record is from the annotation of a GenBank genome assembly. Lineage: Eukaryota; Dinophyceae; Suessiales; Symbiodiniaceae.
AUGCUGCCUUUGCAGCAGUCUGAUGGCUGGACCCAGCCCAGCAGUGGUGCGCAAGGCGGAGUAGCAGAAGAUGCGGACGUGGACACCUUGAAGCUGCUGUUGGGUGCCCCCACAUCUUCGGGCAAUGUUGCGGACUUGCUGAGUCAGGCAGAUUCCUCCGGCCAGACAGCGCUUCAUCUUGCUGUGAGGGCUCGCCCGAGCGACGAGGUGGUCGCAACAGUAUCAACGCUGCUGCUCUUCAGAGCAGCCUUGGAACAGCCAAAUGCGCGUGGAGAGACGGCAUUACUCUUGGCGGUGAGGACAGCAUUGGCAGCGACUGUUGGGGAUGGCCCUGGGCUGCUGCCAAUGCAGUUGAUCCUAGAGGCGAGGGCUGAGUCAUGUGCAGCUGACAGACAAGGCCGCACAGCCUUGGCAUAUGCAGCGAGUGCUGGCAACCUUUCAAUUUGCCGGAUGCUCUUGGAAUUCCGUGCGAGUCCAUCUCAAGCUAAUUCCUUUGGGGCAACGCCACAAAGCUUGGCGACCAGACAAGGCCAUAUCAAGAUCCUGGAGCUGUUGAAUGAGGCAGCUUCAAGGUCGAGCACAACAGAAGCAAAGGACGAACAAAGAAACCAAAAACAACAUGCAUCGCAUGCAAGGACGUCAGAAAAGGGCGAACCUCACUCAAAAAGCAGAAACGAAGAAGCGAAGGCUGCAGAAAAAGGGGCAGCCCAAAGCCAGCUUCACACGGUUUUGGGACAAAGUGAAGAGCAGAGGAGAGAGAUGAUGAACUUCGAGCAGAAGUGGAGCCGCGCCUCUUUUCAACAAGUCAUGCAAGAGUGCAAGAUGCAGAGAAUCAACACAGAGAAGGCCUCCCUCAAGGAGCUACUGCAAAGGUUGGUUCUGCAUCACGCAUGGGAGAGGAUGUCCGAUGAGCAGCUGAAGCAGAUAUGUUUUUCAAAAGGAGUGCGCUUCCCUAAGUCAACUUUUAGUUCAGCCUAUUCGGUCAACAGAGAGGCCGACAGAUCUGACAUCAUCUUCCGUUUGAAAGAAGCAGUCUUUGGGCUCCGUCCAGGCGAGUUUGGUCCACUGCCUGUGGCACCAGAGGAGGCAGCACGGCCUAGUGGCCCUCCGCAUUCUCAGGCUGCACCAAAGCCACCAGAGGCUGGAAAAGCAGCUGACGACGGCUGGAAGUCGCACGCACGGCACGCACGUAUUCAGCGUCUCCUGGAGGAGUUCCCCAGUUUCAAUGGUCCAGCUCUGGGUCCAGAAGCGGAUCGGUGGAACGAUGCAGAGUUGCGACAUGGCACGCGCAUGCUUGGCAAAGCGUGCCCUUCCGCCACCAUGAAGUUUCUUGGGCUGGCACUUCUGCCAGCCUGGGUCAAUGCAGCAAAAGUCAUGGCUAUGUCUAUGCGAAGAGAGAAGAACCCCUGCCCGAACAAUUUGGAAAACCGUUUCCCCUCAUCACUGGCCACUAGUUACAAUAUCAGCAAGGAGCAGGGCCUUAAUCCCUUGGACGCAAUCUGGGACACGGAGAAGCUUCGCGAAGCGAUGAUCAAAGAUCCAGAGUGGAAGAUCGGCAUGCACUGGGUUCUCAAGGCGACCUUCUAUUCCGACAGCACGGUUGACCGCACCAUCGGUUUUGCUGGGUCAAAGGAUGGCUUUCUCACUAUCAAGGUGCCAGCAGGUGCCCAAGGCUGGGUGAAGGAAGUUGCAGGACCUGUCGGGCAGGCUGCAGACAAACUCGAGUUUCAGUAUCUGGCACCUGGCAAUUGGACAACAGGGCAGGUCUACAUGACGGACAUUUGUCUUACCCCACAGUCAUGUGAUAACUACCAAUGCCCUGCACAUUCCAAGCUGAAGGGCGCGAAUGUCUUUGGCCAUUCAGAGGCUCGGUGUUGCGACAAGCGGCUUUGUCAAGACGAAGGUGUGAAAUGCCCUGAGGGGAAGUACACGCCUCACGAGAACUUCACCAAGGGGAAGCCUGGCUACAAUUUUGAAACAUGUUGCAUCCCAAUCUUCUGCCCUGAGAAUUUGUGCGUCAAUGAGACCAAGUGGGUAGACAAGGGUGAUGUUGGACUCCUUGGCAGUACUCCAGAAGAGUGCUGUGAGGAGAGAUUGUGUGCAACGCACACCUGCCGGGAGCCUGGAAAAUCCAAGAAAUUGGAUAUUUGGGAAUCGCCUGGUGUGGCAAGGAAGGGAAGUACCGAUGCUGAAUGCUGCGAGCCUCUCUUCUGCAAAGACUUCGUUUGUGCACCGAAUGAUACAUACGGUUUGCGCCCAGGCGCCGAGAAUUUGAGGGGCAGCGAUCGUGGAACAUGCUGUGACGUUUUGAAGUGCGACACCUUCAUUUGCCCAAACAACACCAAAUGGAAGCCAAAGCCGGGUGCUUUGGUGGGAAGCACUAAAGAGCAGUGCUGCCAGAAGCUCACAUGUGACAAAUACAAGUGCAGCAAAGACUCUGUUAGGCUACUGGUGAAUCCAGGAAAGCGUCUGGGCAGCACUGACGAGGAAUGUUGUGAGACAAAAAGUUGCAAGGAUUGGAAGUGCAGCGAUCCAACCAAAUGGGUACACAGAGCUGAGCAGAAUGCCAUGACGAAUACAGACCGAAAAGGUUGGUCUGACGAUGAAUGCUGCGACAAGCUGAUUUGUUUGCCUGAGACAUGUGACCCGGCAACCCAAUGGAAGCCGAAACCGAAUGAUGGCACCUUGCAAGGCAGCACUUUUGAGCAGUGCUGUGACCCAAUUUUCUGUGGUGAGUUUGUUUGCGACACAGACCGCAACAAGACAGGCAAGGGCACACAGUGGUACAAGAAGGUGGACACGAAUACCUACAAGUGGCAAGGCAGCACAAAUGAAGAGUGCUGUGUGCCUUUGCACUGCAGUCAGUACACCACUUCCCACGACACCAGAUGGAAGCGCAAGGAGGAUCCAAGCCUUUUGGGCAGCACAGAUGUGGAGUGCUACGAUCCGCGUUUGUGUUCAGAUUAUUGCUGCGCAGGGGAAAGCAAGAUGCUAGUACCCAACGCACACAAGCACCAGGUGAGCACGGAUAAGGAGUGUUGCAUUGAGAAGUCAUGACAAGCCGGAAUUCUUGGCUACAUAGAACGAUGAAUGCAGCGAAUCAAGCGCAAAAUAUGCAAAAGUGGGGUGAGGAAAACGGACUGGCGGGCC